Molecule: messenger RNA, 1447 nt
Organism: Erigeron canadensis
Lineage: Eukaryota; Viridiplantae; Streptophyta; Magnoliopsida; Asterales; Asteraceae
Product: trans-resveratrol di-O-methyltransferase-like
Exons: 2
Coding region: 90-1202 (370 amino acids)
Biological process (GO): methylation
Molecular function (GO): protein dimerization activity; S-adenosylmethionine-dependent methyltransferase activity; O-methyltransferase activity
Source: RefSeq, a predicted model, not a curated record
CACAUCUAUAAGGUUAAGUUUCACCAUAUAUGAGAUAUAUAGUCUUUUUAUUAUAAUUAACACGAUAUAAUUAGAAAAAAAAAAAAGAGAUGGCAUUGCAAAAUGAUGAGGAAUCUAAAGAUUUGCUUCAUUUUCAAGCUCAAAUAUGGAACCAUAUCUUCAGCUUUAUUAAGCCCAUGUCACUCAAAUGUGCUAUUCAGUUAGAAAUACCCGAUAUUAUCAAUGGUCACGGUGCACCGAUGUUGCUCUCCGAGUUAGUAGAUGCACUCUCUAUUAACAAGGAGAGAACCCCUUUUGUGUAUCGACUUAUGCGUAUCCUUGUCCAUUCUGGUUUCUUUGUGAAACAAAACAUAGGCAAAACGCGAUAUGGCAAUGACAACGAAGUGGAAGACAAUGAGAAAAAUGAAGGCUAUUUGCUAGCUCCUGCUUCUCGGUAUCUUCUGAAGGAGGAGCCGCUAAGUGUGAGACCCUUUUUACUAGCCAUGCUGGAUCCAAUAUUAAUGAAUCCAUGGCAAGAUAUGAGUAAAUGGUUCAAAAAUGACGAUGCCAACCCUUGUCACACAACCCACGGGGCAAUGUUAUGGGAACUUACAAGCCAGGAAUCUGGUCUUAACCAUCUGUUUAACGAAGGAAUGGCUAGUGAUGCAAGGCUUGUUACAGACGACGCCGUCCUGAAACAUUACAAGAAUGUUUUUCAAGGGUUAAGCUCAAUUGUUGAUGUUGGAGGUGGUACUGGGACCGCUGUCAAAGCAAUUGCUGAAGCUUUUCCGGGUGUUAAUUGCAUCGUAUUCGAUCUCCCACAUGUUAUUGAUGGUUUAGUAGGAAGUAAGAAUUUGAGUUAUGCUAGUGGAGACAUGUUUGAAGCCAUUCCCAAAGCUGAUGCAGUAUUGUUAAAGUGGAUAUUACAUGAUUGGAGUGACCAAGAGUGCAUAAAGAUAUUGAAGCAGUGUAGAGAGGCGAUUCCAAGCAAGGAAAAUGGAGGAAAACUAAUCAUCAUAGAUAUGGUGAUAAAGCAUGACCCACACGACAACCAAUCACUCGAGACUCAGCUUUUCUUUGAUAUGCUUAUGAUGACCGUUACAAAGGGAAGAGAAAGGAGCGAAAAGGAGUGGGCAAUGCUCUUCCUUGAUGCUGGCUUUAGCGAAUACAAGAUACAUCCUGUUUUGGGGUUAAGAUCUCUCAUUGAAGUUUAUCCUAGUUAAGUUGUGCUGCUUUCAAUAUAACAUGAAUGCCAAUGAAGCUAUCAAGAUAAGAUUUGUAUGCACGUAAUUCAGUUUACUCAUUGGCUUUUAUCCUAGUGGCAUCCUAACCCGUCAACCAAUAAGAUGUAAGUAGUACCGAGGUAGAAUUGGUGUGGAUGUAAGUAGACAACUUCUAAAUGUACGUGGAAUUUGUGUGGAUGUUCGUGUAAUUUUGCUUCUCUAUAAUAAGAAAAUGUUUUACCUCA